Messenger RNA from Mya arenaria, 7245 nucleotides. RefSeq names its product potassium voltage-gated channel subfamily H member 2-like. Lineage: Eukaryota; Metazoa; Mollusca; Bivalvia; Myida; Myidae. The transcript is spliced from 22 exons. The coding region runs from base 283 to 4668 and encodes 1461 amino acids. Gene Ontology annotation, molecular function: inward rectifier potassium channel activity. The record is from RefSeq and is a predicted model, not a curated record. Gene Ontology annotation, biological process: membrane repolarization during action potential; potassium ion transmembrane transport. Gene Ontology annotation, cellular component: membrane.
CAUUAAAUCGAAUACCCUUCCUGUGCACAAUGUGAUUAUUUUGUUGGAUUAUAUAAAGUAUUUCUGUUUAAUCUGUAUUGUUUUUGUUCCUGGAUAAUCGAUGAAAUGCCGGUACACGUGUUUUGGCAAUUAAGCGUUAAUUGGAAUGACAGGUGCUCGAGGAAUGAGGAAUAAAGGAAAUUUAACAACAUUUAUAUGAUGGUGUAGUGCAGUGUGAUCGUACUGAAUCACAACAAAAGAAUACAAGUUAUUAUCAACUUGCAGUGUAAAUAUUAACAAGACAUGCCUGUACGAAGAGGGCAUGUGGCCCCUCCAAACAUAUUUAUUGAUACGAUUAUCCGGAAGUUUGACGGUCAAAAUCGAAAGUUUGUCAUUGCCAAUGCUCAAAUUGAAUCCAAUCCUGUGAUCUUCUGUAAUGAUGGAUUUUGUGACCUCACUGGGUACUCGCGUGCAGAGGUCAUGCAGAAAACGUGCAUGUGUGACUUCCUUCACGGCCCGCUCACCAGCGCGAUGGCCAUGCUCCAGAUCAAAGAGGCACUACAGGGCUCAGAGGAGAAACAGGUGGAAAUUCUCUACUACAAGAAGGAUGGAGAGAAGUUCCUAUGUAGUGUGCUGGUAGCCCCUGUGAAGAAUGAACAUGGGGAGAUAAUUCUGUUCAUCAUCAACUACGAGGACAUAACAGACGCUCCUAACAAGGUCCCCACUCUACCAGAUAUACGCAAUCUCAGAAACAGCUGUGAUAUUCGAAGAUUACAGGAUGAAAGACAUGGUCCAAUCUCUAAACAUCGGCAUCGAAGUUUUAAGCUGAAACUUCCAUCACUCAGGAAAGAGUUACGUGUACGAUCAAAAGGCAUCGAUCCAGCCAGCUCACCCGAUCCAGAAAAUCCCCCAAUUCCCGAAGAAGCGGUUCCCCUCAAUCAAAUCAAUGGCUCAAGAGACACUAUUCUACACUCCAAUGCUUUUCCCGCUUCCACAAAAUUUACCACGGAGACAAGGGUCUCCGCUGACCUUGACCAAUCAGACUAUGUUAAGAGUGAAACACCCAUUCCGCAAGAAAAUAGUCUUCUUAUUCCAUCUGUGGGCCUUCUAAGAAGGGCUUCUUCGCUAGAAGGACUGGAAAGAUCAAAAGAAAAUGAUGGCCAGGAUAAAGAAAGGGAACAAGAUUCAUAUUAUAGGUUAUCUGUAGAUAUCCGACCGCGAUCUCAAACCGUAAACCAUUCAAUGGUGAGUAACCAUGUGAAGCCCAACCAGAUGAAUCAAGCCUCUAGUGACUCGGAGUUAACGAAGUUCCGAACACGAACUCUGCAAGAUAGCCAGGUAGAUUUAUCUGAAGCUGAAAAACUCAAAGCGCUGGACGGAAUUAACCAGAACUCGAAGGGGCUGUUAUUUCCCGGAGUUCAGAAUAUGAAACAUAAUGUAUCGGAAAAAGUAGCGCAGGAGAGAUCGGUGAAAGAAGAAAUAGAAAAGCUGGUCCUUUCACUAGGAGCCGACGUUCUCCCUGAGUACAAGCUCCAGUCUCCCCGCAUCCACAAGUUUACGAUACUGCACUACUCCCCUUUCAAGGCUGUAUGGGACUGGAUCAUUCUACUCCUCGUUAUAUAUACUGCCGUCGUUACUCCAUACAUGGCUGCGUUUCUACUCAACGAACAAAAUCGAGAUGCCGAAUCUCGGUAUUCCGAUCCAUUGACUAUAACAGACCUUGUGGUUGAUAUCAUGUUUAUAAUUGAUAUUCUUAUAAACUUCCGAACAACGUAUGUGAAUAAGAACGAUGAAGUAGUGAGUCACCCUGGGAAGAUAGCGGUCCACUAUUUUAAGGGCUGGUUCCUGAUUGAUGUAGUGGCAGCCAUCCCUUUCGACCUUCUACUGUGGGGCUCAGAGACAGAUGAGACUACAACGUUGAUUGGGCUACUCAAGACCGCGCGUCUACUUCGCCUGGUCAGGGUGUGCCGGAAGCUUGACCGCUAUUCCGAGUAUGGUGCUGCCAUGCUGCUGUUGUUAAUGGCAACGUUUGCACUAAUCGCCCACUGGCUAGCAUGCAUAUGGUAUGCCAUUGGCAACUUCGAGCGUCCGCAUCUUCCAUACCCUAAAAUAGGCUGGCUCGAUGAGUUAGCUCGUCAGACACAUCAGAACUACAACAACUCAUCCGGUGGUCCAUCGAUGAAGUCUAAAUACGUAACGGCACUCUACUUCACGUUCAGCAGUCUCACGAGUGUGGGGUUCGGGAACGUCUCCCCAAAUACAAACUCCGAAAAAAUCUUUAGUAUUCUCAUCAUGUUGAUUGGAUCGUUGAUGUAUGCGAGUAUCUUUGGUAAUGUCAGUGCCAUAAUCCAGCGUCUAUACUCCGGGACUUCUCGGUACCACACACAGAUGUUACGCAUCAAGGAGUUUAUACGAUUCCACCAAAUUCCGAACCCCCUCCGCCAACGACUGGAGGAGUACUUCCAACAUGCAUGGUCCUAUACCAACGGCAUCGACAUGAAUAUGGUGCUGAAGAGCUUCCCAGAAUGUCUCCAGGCUGAUAUAUGUUUCCAUCUCAACAGAACAUUGCUCAGUAACUGUUCAGCAUUUAGAGGUGCCAGUCCUGGGUGCCUGCGAGCAUUAUCCAUGAAGUUCAAGACCACUCACGUCCCGCCUGGGGAUACCCUGGUUCAUCGGGGCGAUAUUCUUACAGCAUUGUACUUUGUGUCAAGGGGAUCAAUCGAAAUACUUAAGGACGACAUUGUUGUUGCAAUCCUAGCGGGGCCAGAAGAUGAUACAAAAGGAACCACAAGGCAAAAAACAACCAAAUCAACCAAAACAACAAAAACUAGUAGAUCUAUACCUCGUAAGGACGAUGUGUUCGGAGAGAACAUCUGUAAGUACAAGACGGUCGGGAAGUCAAGCUGUAAUGUGCGAGCCCUCACAUACUGCGACCUUCACAAAAUACAUCGGGAUGACCUGCUUGAAAUACUCGAGAUGUACCCAGAGUUUGCCGAACACUUUGUGCUGAAUUUGGAAGUCACCUUUGACCUACGGGAUCACACACUAGCAGGCCAGGAAGAAGAAAUCAGUUCAACCUUCUGGAUCGGUCGCACCGCUGAGGACGACCAGUCGCCACAGAAACCAAAGAACCUUCGCAAGCGAAGAGCUAAAACUAAAUCAAACAUCGAACCUGUUUAUGACGAGCAUGAAGGCUAUCAUUUCCGGCCACGGCGUAUACGUAGGAUACGUCAGGUCACCGAGCCCGGACCAACGGUCUCCAUGUUUGAAGACUCAUCUGAUGAGGAGAUUCGACAGAGUGGAGUCGGAAUUCUGGAGUUCUCCCCCUUGAAGGCGGGACUGGAUGUGACGCCAGUGAAUUUAGACUUCGGGCACAGUCACCAUGUGGAUAAUGAUAGAAAGCGUUCCUCUGGAUUGUCUUUUACUGGAGCACUGACAAGUGUCAAUCACCUGGUGAACUUCUCCAAAUGCCGUGCCGACAGGCGGGAGACGGACACAGCACCGUUACUACGGGAAUCCGUAUCACCUGACACUCAAAGGCCGAAGGUGACAUCCAGCUCCAGUAUGCCCAAGUCCACAUCCAGUAUGACGCUGCCCCUGUCUACUCCCUCAAGCCACUCCCCAUUUGACGAUAUGAAUCAGGGGCUAUCCCAUGGCCCCCUCCCCUCCUGCCAGCCCGGGGACCACAACCAAAUGGGUGGUCACCUGGAACAUGGGCACGAGAUUCACAAGAUGGAGGCAUUGCAGCAUGCCAGUGAUGUGGACCACAGGAUUGACAUGUUGGGCAACCAAUUGGCAAGACUGGAGUUAAAGCUGAGUUCAGAUAUCACAAUGAUCCUGUCCCUUCUUCAACAACACAUGCAGCAAACCCAGCAUCCACAUGAAGCCCAAGGGCCUCCCGACCCACCUCAACCCCCUGGAGGAGCCUUACACGCCACCAGACCCCUUGGGGAGCCUCCCAGCCCACCAUGUGAGGGGCCUCCCCCUAACAGCCCCUCAGAUGAACAACCCCAGUCUCUGAUUCAGCCUGCAGUAGAGCUCGACCUUACGCAGACUGACGGUCUCCCUAAUGUAUUGAUCAAGCCACAGAGUGUAAGUGAUGAGUCAUUAUGGGAACGGCAGUCCAGAAACACAACGCUACCUGCCAGAUUGAAAGAUUUAAACAGGCAUUCCUACCCUAGUGACAGCCAAACACAUCCAUCAUUCCUUUCCCUCAGCCAAUCGGAUUCUUUCGCUAAGACACUUCCUUCCAGUUUGGACCAAUCAGAAAGUAGGCAGGCUGUUCUCAGCCAAUCAGUAAGCACUCCAAAUGUUGAAGAUGAUACUCAAAUGACCUCUUUGUCUGAAGAUCAAACUUGUGAUGAUCUGCAGCACAGUUUACAUUGUGAUCAAAUUUCAGACAAUUUAGAUGAGAAAGACUCGGAUAAUGAUCAAGUGUCUGGUGAAUUUGAAAUGCAAGCGGCUGGUGACUAUGAUUACCACGCGGACCAGGAUUUGUUAGAUUUUGGUUCUGGUGAUGAACUUUUAGGAAAUGAACUUGUCGAAUCUCGAACUUCUGUUCCAAAGAUGUCACAUGACCAAUCAGGUUUUGAUAGACAAUCGUCAUGUGAUGAAACUGACCAAUCAAAAAACAUAUCUGUACCAAGUCAUGGAACUCCUAGUCGAAACACAAAAAACACAGCAGUGUAGCAUAGUAGAGUGUUUACAUGCCAAUGUCAUGUACAUAUACGUUGAUAUUUUGUAAUUUUUACACAGCAAGUCAUGAAAUGUAUAAACGGUUUGAAAAUAUAGUUAAAUUCUUUCUGUAAAUAAGAAAGCUCACUAAAUGCAUAGAUAACACAGUAUAAUAUAAAUGUUGGAAGUAAUCUAAUUGCAGACUACUGUCAGAAGUUAACUUAUUACUGACCACUUCUGUCAGAAGUUAUGUAAUUGCAGAAUACUGUCAGAAGUAAAGUUUUUGCAGACUGCUUUUACAAGUCAUCCAAUUGCCAACUUAUGUCAGAAGUUAUCUAAUUGCAGACUACUGUCAGAAGUUAUCUAAUUGCAGAAUGCUGUCAGAAGUUAUCUAAUUGCCAACUACUCUCAGAAGUUAACUAAUUACUGACCAAUUCUGUCAGAAGUUUUGUAAUUGCAGAAUACUGUCAGAAGCAAAGUUUUUGCAGACUGCUUUUACAAGUCAUCCAAUUGCCAACUUAUGUCAGAUGUAAUGCAAUUGCAGACUACUGUCAGAAGUUAUCUAAUUGCAGAAUGCUGUCAGAAGUUAUCUAAUUGCAGACUACUGUCAGAAGUUAUCUAAUUGCAGACAACUGUCAGAAGUUAUCUAAUUGCAGGCUUCUGUCAGAAGUAAUUUAAUUGUGGACUACUGAUAUGAUAUCUUUUAAAACAAUGUAAAUGUUUUAGUGUGUUAACCUAGUAUAUAAGAUCACAGAACAAAAUGUGUUAGUAAGCCAUUGCAACAGAUUGGAAAAAUAUCACAGAACAGAUCUGUUUGUUAGCCAAUAUUUUUUUUGCAGUGCAAGUUUUCUUAGUUAAUAGCCAAGUAUGUAAUUAUAUAAAAUAUAAUAGACCCAGAACAGCUAGCAGACUAAAAUGUGAUUAUAUAUUUCACUUCAUUUCUAACACACUUGAGCUUGAAACGCUAAAGGUGAGCUACUGUGGUCAUCAAAUGUUUGGCAUCCUUUGUCCAGUGUUAAAACAUUAAACAUCUACGAAACCCCAUGAACCAGAGAGAUGAUGUUUGGUAUGUAGCCUCAGGUAGUGGUCCUUUUACCAAGAAUUUUCAAAUUAUGUCCCUUGGGACAAAAGCGGCCUGCCCCAUGGGUCACAAGUUUUCUAUAUACUUAUAUAGUAAAAUCUUUGAAAAUCUUCUCUGAAACUGCAAGGCCUAGAUCCUAGGUAUUUCGUAUGAAGCCUCAUGUAGUGGUCCUUUAGUUGAAAAUCAUACUGGAGAGUACCAGAUUUCAAUAAAAAUAAGUUUGUGAAACAUACCUGCAAUAAUGUGUGAUUUACAAAAUAUGUUCAUGUUUAUUCAGAACUAAGAAUGUGAUAUAGCUUGCAGAUAUUUACAGUAAGCACAGUUUAAAAAAUGAUUGGAUAUGAAAAGGUUCUGGUUGUGACCUCAUUUGAACUAUAUUGCAUAAUAAUCAUAUUAAUAAGAAAGUAUGAUUAACUACAUGGGAGGGGACUUAAAUAUAAAAUACUUAAUAUAUUCAACUUCUGGUUAGAUGAAACAACAUAAUCAUAUCCAACCAUAUAUCAUUAUCAAUCAAUAUAUACCUCAGAUUUUGCAGUAACCCUAACCCUAACCCUAACCCUAACCAUUGGCAUUCAUACUCAAACUCUUUGGUUCCUCAGCAUUGUGAUGUAUUUUUGUGCAUAUACAAGUCUUUUGUUUUAUGAACAUUUUAAUGAUUCUUAUUUCCUUACAGUAUUGCCACAGAUUAUUGGUCUAAAUAUGUAAAUAUUUUGUUAUGCUCUCUUUGUUUAAGCUUUGGUUGAAAUUGGUACAGAUUUAUAAACACUAAAAUUGUGUUCACAUUCACAUGAAAUUGAAUUUGGUGGACAUAGUAGAAUAACAUACUAGGACACAUGUAUGGUAAAAUCUGAGUACCACCAUUUACUAUGCUGUCCAUUUUACUCUGUUAUACGUUAACAAUAUAACAUAACUCCUUUCAUCAACCAUAAAAUUACUUGGCAACCACCUACUUUCUAAGCAAGCAGGAACAUCUUUAAUAACCACUGACUAGUUGGUCAUUAUAAUCAGAUGAGCAAUAUGGGGCCAUUUUUAGCCCAAUUGUUUUACUGAUACUAGUUUGGGAACUGAAACCUUCCAUGAAUGCCAGAUUGGUAAAAAUGUAUAGUACUAAGUCUGUGGAAUAAGGAUGUCUGAUUUAACAUUAGAAAAAUUGGAAAAAUUACAUUAAUUUUCUAGCUUUAUUAAAUACUAUAUUUGUCCCAAUAUAAGUUCAUGAUCAAUUAGAUGCACAAGGGACUUUUCCAAGACAGUUUGUCCUGAACCUUUUAAAUGCCUAUCCAGAUUAAAAACGUAAAACAACAGCUUAAUUUUAUUGCUGUAAAAUGUAUCCAGUGCACACUUAGUUGAAAGCAUACCUGCUGACACCACUACUGUAAACUAGUGAACUACUGUUUGGUUAUGUAUCACCAAUAUUUAAUUUGCUGACAAAUUCUGAUAAGAUUGUUAGUGCUAAUGUGUCAGACGCCAGCAAGACACUACUGUGUAACAAGUUUGCUAUCAACAAGAGUAAG